Molecule: messenger RNA, 880 nt
Organism: Guyanagaster necrorhizus
Lineage: Eukaryota; Fungi; Basidiomycota; Agaricomycetes; Agaricales; Physalacriaceae
Exons: 5
Coding region: 348-539 (63 amino acids)
Source: RefSeq, a predicted model, not a curated record
CAAACCAAAUCUACCAGGGGUCCAUGUUCCAUGCAUCCUGCGAAUCCGAUGGUGCACCCUUGCCGUAAUUUUGAAUGCCGCCUAACGAAUGUGCUUCUAUUGACGUCUCCCGAGGAUUACCACUUCUGAGAGUAGACUUCCUCGUCUCAUUGUACGUCGGAAUCUCAGCUUCCGACCAUUUCUAUUCUAACCAAGUAAUGACGUUUACACCGGUGACCAUCACCUGAUUCUCAGAUGAUCACGAGCCUUCGGUAGCAACAUGUCCAUUCUACCCAAUUUAUAGACCCUACUACUCUCGUUCCGUUGACGGUUAACGUUCUAGCGCUAUCGCCUCUCAUUCUCAUACGAUGGCCCAACGCACGUUGAAGUUUGACGCCCUGUCUUUCGCCGUCUUUGCCUCCAUCGCAUCACUGUUGACAUCCAACUCUGCGUUAAUGCUUACUACGUUAAUUGUGAUGGGAAGUGCGACGUCCCUAUCGGCAAGUGCCUCAAAAGUACCGCCAGUGAUGGAUGGUCCGGAUUCAACGAUAACGUCGUAAGCUCUAACAACCAGGCAAACACCGGCAGCUAUGUAGUAUGCUACUAUUUUGCCGACAACGAUUGCUUCGAGCCAUUGUUCAGUAGUGGUGACGGUAGCGUUGACUGGUUUGCUGGAUACAACGACCAGCUCUCAUCAAUUUUCUCUUCUCCGGACGCUUGAUUGCAAAGGCUUAUGUUCGUUUUCCCUGUAACUAGUGACACUAAAUUGAUCCUCAGCUUUUUGUCUGUGUAUUUCUGUGCUGCCCGUAAACACAAUCAAACAUGUCAAGAUAUGAUAAGCACGAGCUGAUACAUUAUCUGAGGAUACAACGAUGCUUUUUUGCCACCGCCUGGCCCCCAG